Molecule: messenger RNA, 6837 nt
Organism: Nothobranchius furzeri (turquoise killifish)
Lineage: Eukaryota; Metazoa; Chordata; Actinopteri; Cyprinodontiformes; Nothobranchiidae
Product: connector enhancer of kinase suppressor of ras 2
Biological process (GO): regulation of signal transduction
Cellular component (GO): cytoplasm; membrane
Molecular function (GO): protein binding
Source: RefSeq, a predicted model, not a curated record
ACCGAAUCCACUUAUCACAGAGCGCGAGCUCCUGGCGGGAAGGCACGAGGAAACAAAGAGGGAGAGAGUGAGAGAGCGAGAGGAGGGAGAGAGAAAGAGAGCGGGUGUGUGCGCGUCUGUGCGUGCGUGUGGAUUGCACCACCGCAACCCGUUCACCGUUUCUGCAGGCGACCGUACUCCGAUGGAGGAAAUAAACCCGAGAAGCGUUUCCUUUUCCGCAGAUGUUCCCACCGCCCCCAGGUUCCAGAUGUGACCGACGAGCCGCUCUGCGACACCCCGCUUCCAGUGCGCUCACCUCGGAGAGAACCGUGACACCAUGGCUCUGGUCAUGGAGCCUAUCAGUAAAUGGACACGAAAGCAGGUGCUGGACUGGAUGAAGGGUCUAGACGACUGUCUCCAGCAGUACGUGAAGAGCUUUGAGCGGGAGCAGAUCGGAGGAGAGCAGCUGCUGCACAUCACUCAUCAGGAGCUGGAGGAGCUUGGUGUCACCAGGAUAGGACACCAGGAGCUCAUCCUGGAAGCUGUUGACCUGCUCUGUGCCCUGAACUACGGCCUGGAGACAGAGAAUCUCCGAACACUGUCCCACAAGCUGAACGCUUCAGCAAAGAACCUCCAGAACUUCAUCCUUGGUCGGCGGCGGGGAGGUCAUUAUGACGGACGAGCCUCUAGAAGGCUGCCCAACGAUUUCCUCACAUCAGUGGUGGAUUUGAUUGGUGCUGCCAAGAACUUGCUGGCCUGGCUCGACAGGUCUCCCUUCGCCAGCGUGACAGAGUAUUCAUUACUGAAGAACAAUAUCGUGCAGCUCUGCUUAGAGUUGACCACCAUCGUACAACAGGAUUGUACUGUGUAUGAGACAGAGAAUAAGAUUCUUCAUGUGUGUAAGACGUUAGCGGGGAUCUGCGACCACAUCAUCUCUCUGUCGUCAGACUCGCUAGUCUCUCAGUCAGCCCAUCUGGAGGUGGUCCAUCUCACCAGCAUCAUGCCCAGUGAAGGACUGGGGAUGUAUAUCAAAUCAACAUAUGAUGGACUCCAUGUGAUCACCGGAACCACGGAGAACUCUCCAGCAGAUCAGUGUAAGAAGAUCCACGCUGGGGAUGAGGUGAUCCAAGUCAACCACCAGACUGUGGUGGGAUGGCAGCUGAAGAACCUGGUAAAUGCUCUAAGAGAAGAUCCAUGUGGAGUCAUCCUCACGCUGAAGAAAAGGCCACAGAACACCCUGAGCUCCACACCAGCUCUGCUCAGGAAUGUACGCUGGAAACCUCUUGGCCUGCAGCCGGUGCCCACCAGCCCCACCAGCACGUCCCCCACACCCGAUGGAACUCUGGGCAUGUCCAAAAUGGAUGCUCCAAGCCUGCAGGACGUGUACAUCCUCUCUCCCGUCUCUGGACUCUACAGCACCAGGGAGGAGAUGGGCCUAAUGUCAUGUGAUGAAAUCAGUCGCUAUAGCGUGAGCUCCCACUCCGGCUCCAAAGGUUCAGAGGCUGUCAGCUACUACCUGGACCAGGAUAGCGGACAGUACUUCUCGUUGCUGGAAGGAGACGGACCUGACUAUGAUAGGAGUCGCAACACAGGGGUCCGGCGGAGGGACAAGACCCCAACACACGGUGAUCUCAGACCAGUUUCCAUGCCUCCCGAAUAUAACUGGAUGGCCGAGGCCAAGGAACCCAGCUUGGGCAAGAGAGGGAGCCGAGACUCAGACAACUCCCUGCUGCGUUACCUUAGCGAUGACAAGAUCCUGGUGAUCGAGGAGGAACCCGAGGGCCCUGGCAGAGAAAGCCGGCGGGAUUCCACCAGACGCUCUCGACGAAAGAGCCGCAACCCCAGCAGCCCCAGCUUUCCCAUCAGCCCCUCCAUGCUGUCGUCCACCCUGCGUCUUGACCAGCCGCCAGAGCCUCUGCCUCGAGGCGCAGACACGUUGCGAGCCGACACCACAGACAGGUACUCUGGCACGGGGAGCUCAGGAGCUGCUUCCAUGAGGAAGUCUUUCCAUUACACGUCUUUAAGAACAAAAACCAAAAGGAGAAGUAAAGGUUCCGUCACGAGUGCCAGUCGAAGGAGAAUAUCCUGUAAGGACCUGGGUCACGGUGACUGUGAGGGCUGGCUGUGGAAGAAAAAAGACGCUAAAGGCUAUUUCACCCAAAAAUGGAGGAAGUACUGGUUUAUCCUCAAAGAAUCCUGCCUCUACUGGUACACUAACCAAAAUGAUGAGAAGGCUGAGGGCUUCAUCAGCCUCCCCGAGUUCAGAAUAGACCGAGCCAUAGAGUGCAGACGGAAAUUUGCCUUCAAAGCCUGUCAUCCCAAAAUCAAGAGCUUCUUCUUCGCCACAGAUUGUCUUGAGGAAAUGAACAGGUGGAUGAAUCGAUUGGGGUUAGCUGCCAUUGGCUACACACCUGAUGAUAAAGUACCACGACCUGAUGAAGACUACUGGAGUGAAAGUGACCAAGAUGAGGUUGAUGGAUCGAUGACACUCAAACAGGAGGGACCUUCAUCCCUCUGCGACACCUACCAUCGCACACCAUCUAUUCACCUCCUCCACAGUUAUGACCAGUUGCCCCGCUCUGUCAGCUCCAUGAGCCUCAUGCGCUCCAUUCCUUCUCCACUCCCAAUGAGUGCCUCCACUUCCCCCAUCCCUCCACAGAUGGUCUCUUCCACCUCCCCUCUCCCUCUCCAGGUGAAUUCAUCCAGCCCUUUCCCGGAGUCCAAGCACGGUCGACAUUUCUCCAGCGAGUCCACACACUCCCACUCCUCGGCAGAAGACCAGCGUGGGGAUGGCAUGGGCAUGGGCACAGGCAGCACCAGUACCCAUUCAUCUGGGUGCCGCUCUUCCCAUCGUGAGCGUCGCUCCUGGCAGGACCUCAUUGAGACCCCUCUGACCAGUGCGGGGCUGCACUUCCUCCAGACGGCACCAGGGGACAGCGAAUACGGUGGCCUGAUGAGUGGCAUGGGCGGAGAGAUGGGGUUUUACGGAGGGCUUGGCAGACAUGGAAUGUCCCCAGAGAGACGUAGACAAGCCACGUUGCCUGUACGGAGACACCACGCAGCAGAGAGAGAUCGGGAAUGGGACGGGCCCUUCCCUCUGGAACGGGGGCCAUACACACACAGCCACACACACCGACGCUCCCACAAGCAGCGCAGUCAGAGUCUACCGAGGAAUAGGGACCCAAUGUCAGGAAAACUUAUUCACACGUCCGCUCAUGUGGAAGAGAGAAGUGAGGACGAGGAGGCAGAGGGACUAGCUGGCGAUAUGUUUGAGGGAGAGGACGACUUGCAGGACUUUAGAGUAGAUAGCCGAGAGAGGAGGGUGUCUGAGGGGCGGGAGCGGCGAGUAUCGGAUGGACGUGAGCCAGAAACACUGGACGGCUUGGAGCAGCUUUAUCGGGCCCUUGAGCAAGCCAACGUGACGCCUCUAGGAGACCCCAAACCCUGUAGCAAGCAGGAGCUUCGACGCUGUUUCAUCCAAAGAACCAGGGACCCCCUGCUGAACGACCGGCUGCACCGGGUCCGAGCCCUUCGCAGCACUUUGAAGGCCAAAGAGUCUGAGCUGGCAGUAGUCUGCGCCCUCCUGGAGGACCCGGGCCUGUGCUCCCAGACCUUCAGAGAGUGGAAACUGUGGCACAGCGAGCUGUACUCUGACAUCUGCCAGCUCAGCCCCGGCACCAACGGCCAGGACGACCUCUCCCCGCUGGCCGCGCCGCUCAUGACCCACACACACUCCUUCAUUGAGACGCAUGUGUGAGAAAAAAGAAAAGGAACUGAACUGAUACGCAUACACAAACACCGAGUCACACACACACCAAUCCCCUAUUUUCUGAUCACGACGCUCAGUGCACACACACACACACACACACACACACACACACACACACACACACACACACACACACACACACACAGGAACAUUGUAAGAUGUGUAAAUAUCAACAAGGGAAUGGUCUGAGACAUGGGUGUAUGAACCUUUGAUCAUCUCGAGGACCCCACAGGGUGCCUACUGCAUGCCUGAACUGAAAGCAUUAAUCUUCCGUUGUCCACGCGCUUGUCGAGCAAAACAGGAAAAAAAAGGAGACAUUUGAAAAUAUUUCUUUUCAUUCUCUUAGCUUUUCGUUGAUUUCCGGGGGCAGGGGGAGCUAUGUAGCAGCAAUACAGAGGAGAACCCUUUUCACCACAGCACUGUACUUUUGUACCGAUGAACUUUGCACCCAGAGCCACCAGUUCUCCCCCUUUCUCUCUUUUUAUUUUCAUUCUGAGCCUCUAGACUCACAGGGACCUCACUGUUAAAGCAGACUGUGAGCGGUAGCUGCUUCUCUGGGAGCCCAUGACAUGUAAAUGUCACUAAGGCGUGGAACUGUCCCGGCCGCGUGCACACUCUUCUAAACUGUGAAGUGUUCAGAAGUCCCCCUUGACCUGCAGAAGGAGGCUUCUCUUGGUUUUCUCCCUGCCAUCCUUCUCUUUUGUUUCGUUACCUCCUUCUGUCCUCAGAGACUUGUGCAUAUGUGUAUACUGAUGUAAAUGUUUCAUUACCACUGUGAUAUGCUUCUCUAGAGGUAGCGAAGAGAAGAUGGAGAGUUUGUGUGGGUGGAAGACCGUUCUCUUCUUCCUUUCUUUAAAAACGAGUUCCUUUAACAGUGAAUGCAAACGUUUGUUCUAAAGGAGUCGCUCACUACAAAGAAUGCACUUUCUAUAUUAUCUCUAUAUGUCAUCGGCUGCAUCACAGGGCGCCUCUCACUGGACCGCCCUCCCAUCGCUCUUCAAAUAUCAGGUAAAAUGCAUUUGCCGUCCCAUUUUCUAAAGAUUUGUGUACAGUCUACAGAUAUAUUUAAACAUAGAAGAAUAUAUAAAUCUAUUUGCGUUUUUGUGUCAUAGAUAUAUUGUAAAGUAUGAUGUAUUCUAUGCCAAGGUUUCGCAGCGUCCCCCUCCUCACUCUGUAGAUGCAGGGUGCUCAGCAGCUGAACAGGAAGCAAACGACGACCUCUGACACCUGAGUGCUGCGGUUUAGUCUCCUGCUGCAUGAGGAGUAGGCUCUGGGACGGGUUUGAAUGGACAGGGUAAAAUACUGUGGAUCAUUUCUGUCAUUUUCUUUCCACGUUCUUCAUGAUCACAAGGUGUGUAGCGCAUGCAAAAGUGCUGUUGAAGACCACCUUUCUCUACUUUCACAGGUACAAAGUCUUCUGUUCACUCUGUGGUGUUUCUGACACACACUGUACAACUGAGAGGUGAUUCGUUUUCCCGCUCGCUUCUUUGAACUAAUGCAGAUUUUUAGUUAGCCUUCAGGCGGUUUCAGUUUGUUGUGUGAACGUCCAUCCGUAGAGACGCAAGUGCGGUUACCUCUAAAGUGAGGGCCGGUGUGCUAGGUUGUGGAGCUCUGCUGUACACUAAAGCUUGGUUUAUGCUUGACGCAUUCACUUUCCACGCGGUGAUGCGGCUCGCGGCUGGAACGCGCUUCACAACUCGCAGCGUUUAUGGUUCGUGCGGCUUGUCUCUGCGGUGAGCCAAUAUUCUCCCAAACUGUAGGGGGCAGCAUGGAGCUCUACGGCAUGCAUCCAACACUACACCAUAGUAGAAGUAGAAAUGACUGUUAACAACAUGGCAUUUCAGCAUUUUUAACAGCGUCCUCGUCUUUUCCGACAGUGCGAGCUAUUUCUCUCCAAGAAUUAUUAACAACAUGUUGAUCACGGUGAUCUCUGAGAGCUGAAUCAUACAAAUGUCUGUAUUUACGAACCUCUGCCGUGCCGGUCCGCCAUGUUUUUCCGCGUCCGACCGUCCGCGUGGUUAGAAAUUUUCCGAGGUGCGCGUUGCGGAAAUCUUGGGCCGUGCGGAGACGCGGUGGAGGGGCGUGGUUGUUAAAAUGACGCAAAAUGACGCAACUUUUCCGCGCGGAGCCGUGCGGACCUCGCGGACGCGUCAAGCAUAAACCAACCUUAAAUGGUCUGCAAUGCCUUUGAAGCUCAUUUCAUCCGCGACACCGGGGACUCGACGCCGUCCCCUAGUGUCCAAGUCUCUGAGAGGCGUGUAGCAACCUGCGGCAUCCAGCAACACCUCUCCACGCCGAUUCUUUGUGCUUUUCCAUCCAUCUUGAGUAGAUUUCUUUCCACGUCACUGAGGUGAAAUUUCAGAACACGUCACAAACAUUUCGUUUUCGGUGGUUCAUUUGAAGAUAUGACUCGAAAAUAGAAACUAAAUGAUGCAAGCACUUUUCCCGUGCCUCCCGGUUCUCUCAUUGGAAGCGAAGAACUCUGGUGUUCCUACACACACACACACACACACACACACACACACACACACACACACACACACACUCAGCUGUUACAGAGUUUUAAUGCAGUUCUAGUCUGCAGGCCUCUCUGCUUGAUCUUGUUUGUAUUUCACCUCCUGCUCAGCUGCGCAGGCAGCAUACUGUAGAUUCAAAGGGGUUUAAGUUGUAGGCACUGACUGUGUUACCCUUCCUAGAUUUGUAUUUAUUAUUUUGAUUAUUAUCUGACUGGUUUGAAAUUGUGUAGACCUGCAGAAACAGUACGAAAAAGGGAGAUUCCACUGUGUUUCUUUCAGGGGUGUACACCUCAUGGUACAUUGCACAGCUGUGUAAGACGUAAGUUGCACUGCGACAUUAAAAAAAGGAACAUAUUGCUCUUUUUCAAGGAUAAGAUUAGCUUAUGUACAUUCAACUGACUAAAGAUGAUGUUAAAAAAAGAAAAUUACAUUUAUUCUUCCUAAAGUAGCCUUUUUUGGUUUCAUAUAUAUGAAUAUAUAUAAAUAUAAAUAUAUAUAUAUUACAAAAAAUACAGAUUGUAAACUUAAGUUGUUAAACUUUGACUUCAAUAAACUGAAUCCUCUGCACUAUGA